UGGAGACAACAUGGCGAUGUCAGUUUGCUGCAGAGCAGUGUAGUUUCUGCGGCUUUGUUUCCUGCUGAGUGAGCGAUUGUUGACAUUUGUCCACUUUGUCCCACGUUGUGAUUUGUAGAGAAAGUUACAGAGUGAAAGUUGUGGUGAAACAGGAGAGUUUCGUCCGGUUGUUGUCAGACACACACAGGUUGUUGGAGCACAGGUGCAGUGUGUGUCUCUCUGUGUGUGUCUGUGUGUGUGUCUGUGUGUGUGUCUGCAUCAUGUUCGUGCUGGUGGAGAUGAUCGACACCGUCAGGAUCCCUCCCUGGAACUUUCAGCGACAACUGAACGAGGCCAUCGACGAGGAGCUCAACAAGAAACUGGCCAACAAGGUCGUCUACAGCGUCGGUCUCUGCAUCUGCUUGUUCGACGUCAUCAAGCUGGAUGAUUCCUACAUCUUCCCUGGAGACGGAGCCUCACACACCAAAGUUCAGUUUAGGUAUGUGGUUUUUCACCCUUUCCUCGAUGAGAUCCUGGUGGGCAAGAUCAAGUACUGCAGUCAGGAGGGAGUUCACGUGACGAUGGGCUUCUUCGACGACAUCCUCAUUCCACCAGAGUCUCUUCAGCAGCCGGCCAAGUUCGAUGAAGCUGAGCAGGUUUGGCUUUGGGAGUACGAGACGGACGAGGGGGCCCACGACCUCUACAUGGACCAGGGAGAGGAGAUCCGCUUCCGUGUGACAGACGAGAUCUUCGUGGACACGUCGCCGACCGGCCCCUCGUCAGCGGAGCCGGAAUGCCCGCCUCCACCAGGAGAGGCCGCGGCAGCUCCAGCAGAAGACGUGAAGAAAGAGGCUCCGUACACUCUGAUUGGAACCAUCUGUGAGCCGGGCCUGGGCCUCCUGUCGUGGUGGAACAAUUAGCACGGCAGAGGAAGGAGAGGACACCUGGUGUGUGUGUGAGAAAUGGACUCAUCUGAGAGACAAGGGACAUUCAGCUGGAGACACAGAACUCUUGUCUGUCAGGAGACAUGAAGUGGAGGUGCUCCGAGCCGAGAUGCACCUGCACCGGGACCGUCAUACCGAGACUGUUUAGUAAAUACUGAGCUUCACGUUCAACUCUGAAACUGUUCAGUUGGUAUAAUUCACAUGAGGUUCUUACCCUGAAGUCAAAAGAAAGCAAGAACUGAUUUAAUAAUGACAUGAUGACUUAAAUGUGACCAACAUACACAGAUCACCAAAUCUCACUCUAAGCUCAGUGGAUUGAGCUCAAUACUCAGUGUCCACUCUGCUGCGGACACGUCUGGCGUCCACACGCUGGAGUUUUAGAGCCGAUGAGCUGUUAUUAGUUAAUUUCCUGUUUACGUGAUUAUCUACGCUCUGAAGCUCCAGUGUGGACGGGGAUUGAAGCUGAUAUGAGAUAAAACACUUGUGUGGACAAUUAUAGUUUAGAAAUGAGAGAAAUCAUGCAGUGACAUGUUUGUUGAUAUGAAAUGAUUUGAUAGAUGUAUGUGGCAUUUGAAUUUCAAAAUCAAGAUAACAGGACACAGUAAUAUGUUUUUUUUUAUGCAAUAUGGGUUUCAUGUUUUGUUCUUCACAUGUUGAUCAGCUUUGUAAUAUUUAGAGUUUGUCUUUUCAUCCCUCAGUAAAAGAGACGUGUCAUCAGCGUGA
Limanda limanda (common dab) is the source of this 1646-nucleotide messenger RNA. RefSeq names its product polymerase (RNA) III (DNA directed) polypeptide H (gene polr3h). Lineage: Eukaryota; Metazoa; Chordata; Actinopteri; Pleuronectiformes; Pleuronectidae. Gene Ontology annotation, cellular component: RNA polymerase III complex. The record is from RefSeq and is a predicted model, not a curated record. Bases 261 to 899 code for a protein of 212 amino acids. The transcript is spliced from 6 exons. Gene Ontology annotation, biological process: DNA-templated transcription; transcription initiation at RNA polymerase III promoter. Gene Ontology annotation, molecular function: DNA-directed RNA polymerase activity; DNA binding.